AUGUCUGGCCCGAAGCGAAAACCAUCACGUCCCGCUCACCACUCCAACAAUUCCGCCAGUGCAUUCGUCAAUCCAUGGCCAUCCGCAGCGACGCCGACCUGGGCGGAACUCUUUCAAUCGUCCUUCCCGCUUGGAUGGUACACCGAUGACCUCAGUGGCCACAAGAACGCCCGACAACUCAAUGUCAUCAUCCCAGACUGGGGCAAGGCGGACCUGGACAAGAAGAAGCUUGAGAAGGCCAGCUGUGUAAUCGGAACAUGGUUAGGUCAUGCCAGCGCCCUGGUGGAGCUCCCGCCUCUCGACAACCCUGAGUACCGGAGCACAUGGCUUCUAUUUGAUCCUAUCUUUUCUAUGCGAGCAGGGCCGACCCCGAAUAGCGGUGUCACCCGGUUCAAGAAAGCUCCUUGUCAGCCCGAGGAUCUGCCAGGUUGCGAUGCAGUUUUUAUUUCUCACAAUCAUUACGACCACCUGGAUGCUGCAUCAAUCCAGGCAAUUCUCAAGGAAUUUCCUCGGGCCAAGUUUUUUGUCGGACUUGGCCUCAAACAAUGGAUGUCAUCCAUGGGAGUCCCGGAUGCACAAACCUGUGAGAUGGAUUGGUGGCAGAAUCGCGAGUACAGUCUGGAAGACUUCGGUGUCCAACCAGAACCAGCGUCGACCGAGCAAGUCAUCUUCAGAUUCUCAUGUGUGCCCGCUCAGCAUAAUUCUGCCCGGAGUCCUGUAGACUCGGGACGUACGCUCUGGUGUGGUUGGGUGAUCGAGCGCUUUCUUCGCUCACAGGAUGAAUCAAGUGAAUCUACAGCGACCAGACGAGGCGUUAUCUAUCAUGCCGGAGACACAGGCUAUCGGAGGACGUCGAGAUCCGACGUUGUUUGUCCGGUCUUUAAAGAGAUUGGGGACAAAUUCGGCCCUAUCGAUCUCUCAUUCAUUCCCAUAUGGCGCGGUGGAACUCUCGGUUUCUUUUCGUACAUGGGGCUUCGACUAUCGCAUCACGACAUCCCUGCGUCCGUCCAUGCUUCUCCAGCAGAUGCUGUCGCGAUACAUGUCGAUGUUCAAUCACGGAACAGCAUUGGAGUCCAUUGGGGAACAUUUGUUGGUUCGGCCAACGAAUCUUACGAAGCUAUGAUUGAGUUUGCCGAAGCGUGCGAGACUCGGGCUGUUGAUCGCUUGGACGCCGAAAGCAGCGGUAACAACGGCCGUGCAGGGUUAUUAGACAUUGGCGCCAGUCUCGCCGCACGAAUAUUCUGA
Molecule: messenger RNA, 1245 nt
Organism: Fonsecaea multimorphosa CBS 102226
Lineage: Eukaryota; Fungi; Ascomycota; Eurotiomycetes; Chaetothyriales; Herpotrichiellaceae
Exons: 1
Coding region: 1-1245 (414 amino acids)
Biological process (GO): N-acylphosphatidylethanolamine metabolic process; N-acylethanolamine metabolic process
Cellular component (GO): membrane-bounded organelle; cytoplasm
Molecular function (GO): N-acylphosphatidylethanolamine-specific phospholipase D activity; zinc ion binding
Source: RefSeq, a predicted model, not a curated record